Messenger RNA from Podarcis lilfordi (Lilford's wall lizard), 7348 nucleotides. The record is from the annotation of a GenBank genome assembly. NCBI's taxonomy places the organism in Eukaryota, Metazoa, Chordata, Lepidosauria, Squamata, Lacertidae.
AUUUGGGGAGGCGGGGUGCUUUAUUUAUUUUACCCUCAGCAGCCCCAGGGCAAACCUCUUCCGCAGGCACUUGUCCGUUUAAAGACGAAGACGUUGCAGCUUCCCUCUUUCCCCCGUCCUACGCAAUCCCAGGUCAACGCAUACUGUACUUGCAACAAAGCCUGAGACAAAACCUAGGCAAUUAUCGUGUUUCCCCACCCCAGCCACCACCUCCCUCUCUCCCUGCUUCCUUCUGCAAAAUCCCUGGCCUGAACGGAAGCUUUGCAAAAUAAAAUAAAAAUCUUGUGCAAAAAAAUAAAUAAAAAUUAAAUACAUUGGGGGGGGGGCAGGAUGACACCGGGAAGGAGGCGGGCGCUUGUCACGCACGGCGUUUAUCUUCAAUGAGGAGCUGCCCCCUGCGAGGUUUGCACCCGAGUAAACUUGCACCUAGAUCCACCAGUUGGCAUUGCCAACUGGUGGUGCGGGGGGGGGGGGAGAGAAAGAGAGACGCCACCUCUCCUUUGCAAAGUGCGCGACCCACCCACGAUCAGGCGGCGGAGCAAAACCCAGCGGGAGUGCGCGUCGGCGGCUUUGCAUUUCUUUUGCAAGCGCCUCUCCUGCCGCCGCUUUGCAAAGAGAAGAAAAGAAGAAGCAGAGGGGAUUUUGGCGCCAAAUGCCUGGCACCUCCCCUGCUUUUAUGGAAAUCAGGGGGGUGGGGUUAAGGCUGGAUCUCUCCCUCUCUCCCCCCCUUUCCCUCCCCGGGUGUGUCAGGAUUUUUUUUUUUUUUUUGGGUAGUUAAUAACAUACAAGAGCUUCAAAGCCCACUCAGUGACAGUCAUCUGUCUGCAAGCAAGGGUGGAUGCGGAGGCUUAAGCCCGGCUGGAGGGUGGGGGGGUCGACCGGGCUUGCUGGUGCUCUGGAAAGUGCAAGGACAUCCUCGGGCUUAACUCGCGCGCCCCCCACCCCCAGUCCUCUCUCCCUCGCCCCCCACGCACCCACCCAUUUUCCGUGCAGCAGCCACCGCCAUCCAGCAGGUAAGAUGUGCCCGGGCGCGCGCGCGCGCGGGGGUGUGCAAAAAGAGCCACUUGGGAGAGGGGGGGAAAAAAGAAGAAAAUAAAAUCUGUCUUAACCGAUGCAGCCCACCCUCAAUUUGAAGAGGUGGGGUGCCGUUGGGUGUGUUGUGGUUUUUGUUUGUUUGGAAGGCUAGAUACCUAGUGUCUCCUGAUGGCUGGCGCGUUGUCUGUGCGUGUGUUGUUGUUUGUUGUUUCCCUCAUUCAUCGCAAGCCAACCAUGCUGCGGUUUAUUUUUAUUUAUUUCCGCCGCCUCUCCCCCCCCCCGCCCUCCCACCGCGCGCUUAAAACUGUUGAUGUGGCUGAGUGAGGAGCUUGCGCGCGUCUGCGCUUUUGUGCCUUCGCUGCGUUCCGCGCGAGGAAAUUUAGCAAGCCUUGGGUGGAGGUGAAAUAAUAAUAAUAAUAAAUAGUGGCGAUCUCUCGUGUACAAUAGUGGGAGCGAUCAGGGGGGCGGGGCAGGCGAGAGCAGCAGCUGGGAUGGCUUCGUAUCCGCGGUGUGGGUUGCUUUGGCGAGCUCCGGUCGGGAAAGCUUUUCCGUUCCGAGCAGUUAUUAUUGCUAUUGAUCCCGGGCUUCGUUUCAGAAAGGAAAAAAAAAGAAAACCUCCCCCGCUUUCCUCUCCUCCCUCCCCUGCUUUCCUUUAAUAUCCCGGUGCCCGCGACGUCCAUGCAGCGUGGACGGGGUUUUUGUUUUCUUUUGCUUUGGUGGAAACCUAUUGCAGACUUUUACAUGUCUGGACUGGCGCGAUCCUGCUUUUUGCGCGCAGAAUGCUGCGUGUGUCGUCCGUUUUAAAAUAUGCCUGCAAAAUCGUGGAUGCCUGGGUUGGAACUUGUAGUGUUUUUCUGUUUAAUUUUUUUCGCAAUUUACAACGCAAUAUAUAUAUAUAUAUUUUCCCCUUCCUCCCCAACCACCCUGCCUGCCCACAAUCAGUGUGGCGCAAAAACUUCCUGUCGCCUAUAUUGAGAGGCUGUGUUGGUGUGUGUGAAUGAAUUUCAUUCUGUUGCAUAAUGCUGCUGCUGCUUUGGGAGACUUCCUAGUUCGCCUUCCUACUCCCCUCUCUGCGUGUGGGUUUCUGGAAGCGCGCUUGGGAGUGAACGGAAUGGCAAUUUGCAAAGUAGCGCCGAGCGCGCCUCUCCCCUCCAUUCCCCCCCCCCCACAUCCGUCGUCCUCCUUUUCCCUCUCUCUGCGUAGCCUGCAGAUGACAAAAGAGGGCAGAAACUUCCUCUUACUUUGCUCGAAUAUCCAGAGGGUGGGUGGGUUCUCCCCCCCCCACGGUGUCUGCCGCUGGAUGAAUUUCUCUCUGCAUCUGUGAACAUUUCCUCCCCUCCCCGGAUUGAAGGGGGUGCGCCCCAAGGAGCAGACUUGAGAGACAGCAGCAUGCAGGAGUUGAAGACAAGCCCUUGUACAUUCAUAUAGCCCUGUUCAGAUUUUCCUGCUGUUUCCCUACAGAAGGUAGAAGAAACCCGGGAACUGUUGCUGUAUGUGGGUGGAGAGCUUUUGUUUCUGUAGGACUGUAUCACAGGAUAGGUGUGUGUUUCUGAUUUUUUUUUUAAAGUCUAAUUUGUUUUUGUUUUUUUCCCCUCCCACUUCUCUCCUGCUUAGUUUGUGAUCCUGCCUGGAAAGGCGAUUGGGGGGGUUCAUCUCCUUUCACACCAAGUGGGGAAAAAACAAAACACAAGAUUUCUUCUCGGAAGGAAAGUACGCAGAGAUGCCAGGGAUGGUCAGUAAAAACCCAGAUCUUGAAUUCGACUCCUUGCAGCCUUGCUUCUACCCGGACGAAGAUGAUUUUUAUUUGUGCGGUCCUGACUCUGCUCCCCCGGGGGAGGACAUCUGGAAAAAGUUCGAGCUACUGCCUACACCUCCCUUGUCUCCCAGCCCGGCAGGUCUGCAAGAAAACCCCCCCGGGGGAGCCCCCGUUUCAAGUUGGGGCGGGGCGGGGACUCUAGGGGGGUUCCGAACCGCCGACCCUCUGGACUGGGCUUCGGAAUUGCUGCUCUUGCCCCCGGAAGCGGACCUGUGGGGCGGCGGCGAUGGAGGGGACUCCUUCGAGACCGGCUUGGGGGAGAACAGCAACCUGAACGCCAUCAUCAUCCAGGACUGCAUGUGGAGCGGCUUUUCCGCCAGCGAGAAGCUGGAGAGGGCAGCGGCCAACGAGAAGCCGCAGAGCAAAGGAGGAACAGCUGUCGCGCCGGCCACAGCUGGGUCUACAGCCCUCUCUGCUGCUGCCGCUGCUGCAGCCACCGCCGCCGCCGCCAGCAGCUCUGCGAACAAUGGCAGCAGCAGCAGCCAGGCACAGCUGAACAGCUCUGUAUCGGAGUGCGUGGAUCCAGCCGUGGUUUUCCCCUUCCCUAUGAACAAGAGGGAGCCGGCUGCUCCUGCUGCAGCGGCUGGGAUCCGAGGGAACCUUGGCAGCGGCAGCGAGGCGGUUCCAGGGGUGGCGGCUCCUGCUCAACACAGCGGCUGCCACCCAAGCGCAGCCAGUGACAGCCGGACCGGCUGCAGCUCUGGCGAUGACACGCUCAGCGAUUCCGGUAAGUAGCCACAUGCUUUCCGGCAUGCACGCAUCGCUCCGUUGGGAGGGGGGUGUUUCGACUUGCAACGCUCUUCCCCUGCCCCUCACAGCAAGCCAACACAGUAGCAUAGCUACCUUGCUUCAGUUGUGCCACCAGCCAGAGUGGCGACAGCUAUGCCUGGAUAGCUCAGUUGGUUAGAGCAGGGUGCUGAUAACUCCCAGGGUUGCAGGUUCGAUCCCUGAAUGGGACAGCUGCAUUGCAGGGGGUUGGACUUAAAGGUCCUCAGGGUUAUGAUUCUGUGAACCGAUAGGAAGCUGGGUGCGUGAUCACCAGUGGUUGGGUGGCUGAUCACCAAUGCUGUUGAAUGAUCCCAAAGCAUCUCCAUUAGGCUGGUGCAUUUGGACAUAGCUGCCUCUUUACCUAUGGAACUGGAGAACGAGGAAAUGAUCGCUUCUGGUUGUUUUGUUUUGUUUUGUCUCCCAGGCUGUAACCUUUUCCUUCCUGCAUCCAAAUCAUACCUAAGGCUUACCCGCCCCCCCUUUACACACCAAACCAAAGUAUGCAGAUCUGUAUAUUCCUAUAGGUCAUGUCUCAGUAAUAGUAAGACUGAGUGGAAGUUACUCACAGAAUUCUAGAGUUGGGGAGGAACCUUGUGGUUCUUCCCUGCAAUGCAGGAAUAUGCAGCAGGAUUGAACCUGCAGCCUUGGUGUUUUAUCAGCACAGCACUCUUAACCAACUGAGCUAUGCCCAAGGUGGCCUGAUCUCGAGGUGAACCUUCUGCUACAAAGCAAUAAGGUGGAAAGAGAGGUUUAAAGCAGAGGUGGGAGGGGGAGACACGGAGAAGGAGAGAAGCUAUUUGACUCCUGUGGAAUUGAGGGAGGGGUAAUGAAUGCUGCUAUUUAUGCCCAGGAGCUCUGCAAAGACAGGAUACAUAGGGCUAAUGCAUUUGUUUCAUGGGGAGAAAAUGCUUGUAGAAUGUAGUCUGCUUGCAUUGUUAAAAAAAAAAAUUAAUAAAAUUAUAAUCUAGACAGGCUUUCCAAACUGGUAGGUGAGUUUAAUUGCUUCCCUGCUAGAACCAUUACAAAGCAUGACCAGUAGGCGGCAGGGUACAUGCCUCUCUUACCAAAAAAGUUUCCCUUGGGGACUCUGUUCCAGACAGUUGUAUGGGUUCCUCCUACCUUACACACAAACUUUUGCAGUGCUGAUGAUGGAUGGAUGAAAGAAAUUCAUUUUUUAAAAAUAAAUCCGCAAGCCUACAACACAUUUAUGCUAAACAUCACUGCGGUUUUGCACCUGGUUCUAUUACUGCUGCCAUAUAUACUGUAUACAAGUUUUGCAUGCAACAGCGUAUUGUGAAAACACAAGAGCGAUUUGCUCUUUUGUGCUGGGUGUGGACGAGGCAUCAAAAAUCCCUCAUCGUCCAGCAAUUUUGCAGGUGUUUUAGCAGGGCGGAAAUACAAAAUGCUGGGCUGCAACUUAAGUGAAACAUUUACACUCCUGGUGGGAGAGAGGGAUAGUAAUAAACACAGCUUCCCAUAUGUAAAUGAGAGUAUCCCUAUGACCAGAAUCAUAAAGUUGACGAACAGCCUCCUGUUUCAAAACACUCGCUGCUCCCUUCAUGUCUGCAUCUUGACAGCUUUGAGUGAAGGAGCAUUUCCUCCCAACAGCUGUCUUCCUGGCAGUAAACCAAAACUUUGGCUACCAACUGGAAGAGCUCUGCAUUCCCUGCUAGAACAAAUCCAGCAAUUGUUUGGUUUCCCAGUCCCUUUUCAGUCAAGCAAGAUGUGUGUGUGUACAUUUAAUGUGCAUUGUGUGCCUGUUUGUAUUGUCCGUGCAAUUUAGAGCACAGACUGGUGGCUUAAAAUGCAAAUUAGGGUAUUUCGUUUCCAGAUUUAUUUCCAUCCUAUGAUUAUUUGGGUUGCAAAUUUAUUUGCUUUCCUGCACAGCUUGAAAUCCAGUGCUUUGUGCUAUUUCACGUGGAUCUAGAGCUACAUCUUGGUUACAAGACCUGCAGAACUAUAUAGAAUAGCAUGUAGCCUCUAAGGCACAUGUAUACAAAGUCCUUUCUCUUUUACCUUGAAAUGCUGUUUCCCUGCCUCCUUUGCGUUGCUUAAAUAUUUAUACAUGGGCAUUUGCCCUGGGAAUUGCUUUCAUUUCGCACACAUAUAUGCUAAUUAAUGCUAAAUGCUUGAGAGCCUUCUGGUGUGCUUUCCUGAGAUGGUAACACCUCCCUGUUUCUUCUCUCUCUCCCCGAUGUGUUAAAAGAUGAAGAUGACGAAGAGGAGGAGGACGACGAGGAAAUCGACGUGGUCACCGUGGAAAAGAGGCGGUCCUCAUCCUACAAGGCCGUGACCACCCUCACGGUUGCAACGCGCCCCAGAAGCGCCACCUCUUUUGCCUCCGUGAGAACUCAGCCAAACGACGUCCUCCUCAAGCGCUGUGCCCCUAUUCACCAGCAGCAUAACUACGCCGCGCCUUCGCCUUACAUCGAAAGCGAGGAGGUGCCGCCCCAGAAAAAGCUAAAAACUGAAGCGCCCCGUCCCGUCAAAGCCAUGACCCAACCCAAGGCCAAGAGCUCCAGUCCCCGAAGCUCCGAUUCGGAAGACAGCGAGCGCCGGCGUAACCACAACAUCUUGGAGCGCCAGCGGCGCAACGACCUGAGGUCGAGUUUCCUCACGCUUAGGGACCAUGUGCCGGAACUGGUGAAAAACGAGAAGGCGGCAAAAGUCGUCAUCUUGAAAAAAGCCACCGAGUAUGUUCAUUCGCUACACGCCGAGGAGCACAAGCUGUUGCUAGAAAAGGAAAAACUGCAAGUCAGACAACAGCAGCUGAUAAAAAAAUUGGAGCACAUGCAGACUUGCUAAAAACAACAAAAAAAGAGAGAUAUUACAAAAAAAUAACAGCGUUGUUUUUUUUGUUUUGUUUUUAAAAAUGGUCUGAUCUGGACAGCCACUGCCACUUUGCACAUUUUUGAUUCCUUAAAGAGAGUUAUGUUUUUUGACGUUAAGAAUGUUGGUUUUACUUUUCAAUCCAGUCUCCGAAUUGGAAGAGACUGCCAAACCGUGAUGGGGAUGCCUUUUGUAUUUUCUCCUAGAACUGUAUAUGUUCUUUAUCAAUGUUGUGAGCCUUUGGAUCUGCUUAUGACAUCCAGUUGAGUUUGGAAAUAUUCAUUCCUUUUUAAAUGGUGCUUAUGUUCUACCAGGUGUUAUGGGGCAAAACCAUUUUGUACCCUGGGGGGGGGGAGGGCGGGGAGAGAGUGGGGAACAAGCCACACCUCUGUAAAUAAAAUACACACCCACACUUGCCUUUUGUACAUGUCUUGGGUUAUGAGAGGUGACUUUUUGCUACCAAUAUUAGACUGGAAGUUCAUACCUAAGUACUGUAAUACCUCAAUGUUUGAGGAGCAUGUUUUUGUAUGCAAAUAUAUUGUUAAUCUCUGUUAUGUACUGUACUAAUUCUUACACUGCCUGUAUACUUUAGUAUGACGCUGAUACAUAACUAAAUUUGAUACUUAUAUUUUCGUAUGAAAAUGGUUGUGGAAAGUUUUGAGUAGAUAUUACUUUAUCACUUUUUUGAACUAAGAAAACUUUUGUAAAGAAAAUUUACUAUAUAUGCCUUUUUUUCCUAGCCUGUUUCUUCCAGUUAAUGUAUUUGUUAAUGUUUGUUGCAUAGAACUGGGUAAUUGCAAAGUUCUGUGUUUAAUUUCUUCCAACGAUGUACAUUUAGUGCUGCAUCUUUAUAGCACUUUGAAAUACCUCAUGUUUAUGAAAAUAAAUAGCAGUUAAAUG